Messenger RNA from Spirodela intermedia, 3135 nucleotides. NCBI's taxonomy places the organism in Eukaryota, Viridiplantae, Streptophyta, Magnoliopsida, Alismatales, Araceae. The record is from the annotation of a GenBank genome assembly.
AUGGCCGCCGCCUUCGCCGAUCUGCACACGGAUGCCGGCCUCUCUACUCUAGAGGAAUACCUUUCGAACAAGACCUUCAUCUCCGGGUAUGUUCUUCCGGGGAGCGGAUUGUCCCCUUUCGACUCCUACUUCGGGCCUUACUAAGCUUCAGUGGGUUUUUUGCUGCUGAAAUUCGUACAUCGGAAGCUAGAUCUGAUAUUUUUUUGAUACUCAUUGUAGCUCUAUCUGACUAAUGAUCUUCUCUCGGUAGUUUAGAAUUCUAGUCGAAACUUGAAGACUGAUCCCUCUCUUCUGUUCCCCUGAUAUCUUUCAUAACUUUCAGAAAUGAAAUCAGUAAGGAUGAUGUCAAGGUUUACGCUGCAGUGCCCAAGAAGCCUAGUGGUGGGUUCCCUAAUGUGAGCCGCUGGUACGACAGUAUCGCUUCCGUUCUCGCCGGAAGGUUGGCUUUCUUUCUUCCAAUGCUCUUUUUAUUUUUCUUGUUUCCAAUAUCUUAACUCUGUCUGCUGUCUUUUCCGGGUUUUGGUGAUUCGUUUUUUAAUCUUUUGUUUCCUUUCCUAUUUUACCCGCAUUUUUCUUCUACAUUUUUCGUCCAUUUCUAGGAUAGGAUUUCAAUAGAUACAUGGGUACGUUUGAGAAGUUGUCAUCAGUCGUCUCAUCUAGCCUUAGGAAAAAUCACACCAGAAAAAUGAAGUAAUCUCAAGUUUUGGCGCAAUUCAUUUAAUUUGAUGGGAUACGUUUAAUUUGUUGCGCUGCAUCCGAUUGUCCUGCCUUCCGUCAAUGCGAAGUUGGGGCUCUAUGCAUCUUCUAUUAUACGGUUCAUGCGUUUUUGUUGCCUUCAUUGUCAUAUGAUGAUGAUGAUCGGUUGAUAUUAUUUACAUGAUAUUGGUGGUAGUGCAACUGAUUUGGCAGUCCACCGAAGACUUCAGUUUAGUACUAUUUUGAGGAACAUUGGUGUCCGAGACACGUUUGCCGCACUCUCACUGUCCCUCAUGAGUUCUAUGGACACCAUUCUAUUUAUUUGCAUGCAUAUUUAGAUCUAUAUAUUUUUGUGAUUUUGUACGAAAAGUGAUCACCUUCACGAAGAACAUUAGUUCAAAUGACGUGGGGAUGUAAAUGGGGGGAAGUUAUUGAGAGUGUUUGCCUUUCUUGGGCAUUAACCAUGAAAAUCUGGAUUUAUUGUCAUGAUAUCCGGAAUCAACCCGCAGUGAUCCAUAUCUGUAGAUUCUAAUUUCUUUUAGUUUUAGCUGUUCCAUUGGAGGGUAAGUCGAAUGCCCCCAUGAAAAUAGGAAAAAAAGAUGAAACACAGAGUUCACCGAUUCAAUUGGAAUGUACUUGUUUAGUACUCCAGAUCACUAUUGACUUCCAUCAUCUGCAGUUGGCGUGGACACUUUUGGGUAACCUUUUGUGCACAUCCACUUCACCCCGACGACCCACACCCUCAAUCCCCAUACCCUCCUAAAAAUGUGGAGAACAAUCUCUGUGGCCUGCUCUGGUCUAUCCUUCCUUUUUAUCCAUUGUUACGUGUUCCUAAUUUUCACACUUCUUUCUGCCCUCAUGACACAAUUUAUGAAUAUCGUGAUAUUUUAUGAGUGGUUUUCAGUAUCUUUUCGUAUGGGUUAUUUUUGUCAGAAACUUCGUAACACAAAGUAGUUUGGAAUGUGUCUCAUAGGGCCUGCCUAUCUGGGCCUCCUGAAGUUGGAAACUACCUUCAAAUAUUCCCCAUACUUUUUAUUUUUAUUUUUCGUGAUCAGUCUCCAUUGGCAUUUCUUCUCAUUAAUUUAGUGAUUGUUCAGUUUUCAUUUAUAGAUAUAUGUCGCCACUAUUUUUCAUACAGUUGAUCUUAUGCCAUUGCUAAAUCAUUGUUCUGAGUAUAUUUAUUUCACCUCGCCAGGUUUCCGGGUGAAGCUGUUGGGGUGAGAAUUGGUGGCCCAGCUGCAGCUGCUGCAGCCCCCGCUGCAUCUGGAGCAACACCAAAGGUAAUAACUUUGCUCUCAGACAUUUAUAACUUUUUCUCUAAACACUAGGUUUGAUUUAUGUGUAUAGAUAUAUCAAUCUUGGAAGGUCUUUUUUCAUGAUUUAUAUAACAUCAGUUACACUAAUUAACUUCUCCAUACGUAAUUCUAUAUAAUAUUUAAUGUUAGUGUUUAUUCAGAUGCCUAAUGGUUGCUGCAACUAAUGAUUGCGUAACGAAGAGAUGUUUUGGAUCUCAUAACCUUUUAUUCUUGAGGAUGUCCAGGAGGAGGAGGAUGAUGAUGAUCUGGACCUCUUUGGUGAUGAGACUGAGGAGGAGAAAAAGGCUGCAGAAGUGAGGGAGACGGCCAAAGCAUCGUCUAAGAAGAAAGAGAGUAAGCAACUAAAUAUGUGUUUGAUUUCUUCCCAAAGAUUAUGCGUGAGCAUUUUGAUAUCCUUGUUCAGCAUGGUUUAUCCCCAUCCCUUAAUCUCUCCUCCUGGCCCAAUGGAACUCGGAAUUCCUGGGAAUUCUUGGCUCAGGUCUGUUUCCCCUUGCAUCUGACCACCUGACCACUCUGCAGACGUCUCCAGCCCAUAUCCUCUCUCUCCCCUUCUUCUGACAUCUUUUCUCUCUUUCUUGCUUCUCUCUUACCCCUUCUCUCUCUCUCUCGCUCGCUCGCUCGCUCGCAACCCGGCUUGUCGACGUCCCUGACGACAUUAACAUUUUUCUCUCUUCCACAGGUGGGAAAUCGUCGGUGCUCAUGGACGUGAAGCCCUGGGACGACGAGACCGACAUGAAGAAGCUCGAGGAAGCUGUGCGUAGCAUUGAGAUGCCCGGCCUUUUCUGGGGAGCAUGUACGUUCUUCCUUCCCACCCACCCAUCCUUAACGCUUCUCUCUUUUUGUAAAACGCAUUUUCUCUGGAGACCGACAUAAAAUGUCUUCUCCUCUCCUUCUCGCUCUCUCUCUCUCUCGGGCUCUUCUUCACUGCUCUUAUGGGUUCCCUUCUCUGUCUACUGCAGCCAAGCUGGUUCCUGUGGGCUACGGCAUCAAGAAGCUGCAGAUCAUGAUGACCAUCGUCGACGACCUCGUCUCCGUCGACGACCUCGUCGAGGAGCGUCUAACAGUGGAGCCCUGCAACGAGUACGUCCAGAGCUGCGACAUUGUUGCCUUCAACAAGAUCUGA